Dioscorea cayenensis subsp. rotundata (Guinea yam) is the source of this 1451-nucleotide messenger RNA. RefSeq names its product receptor-like protein EIX1. The coding region runs from base 54 to 1328 and encodes 424 amino acids. The transcript has a single exon. Gene Ontology annotation, molecular function: protein binding. NCBI's taxonomy places the organism in Eukaryota, Viridiplantae, Streptophyta, Magnoliopsida, Dioscoreales, Dioscoreaceae. The record is from RefSeq and is a predicted model, not a curated record.
CCAUCUCCUACAUAAAUUUUUCCAAUAACUCAUUCUCAGGUUCUAUCACUCAAAUGAUAACAGAGAACUUUCCGGCUAUGUCACAUAAUGCAUAUUUGAAGCUCCUGCUGCUCUCAAUGAACAAAUUAAAUGGCACUCUUCCCCUCUCGUUGUGUCAAAUACAGGGACUACAAGUUCUUGAUAUCUCGAAAAACAAUUUAUCCGGUGAGCUACCAGAUUGCUUGUGGAAUUCGUCUGCUCUGUGGAUUUUGAAUUUGUCAAACAACAAUUUGACCGGAGCUAUACCAGAUUCAAUAUCUUAUCUUCCUCAACUAGCUCAACUUCGCUUGAGCCAUAACAAAUUGUCUGGGGAAAUUCCUGCCAUACUGAAGAAUUGCAGUCAACUUGAGGUUCUUGAUCUCGGUUACAACAACUUUGCUGGAAGUAUACCAAUUUGGGUUGGAGAAAGCUUAUCAAGAUUGGUUAUUCUCAUCUUAAGAGCAAAUACCUUUAGUGAUCACAUCCCACAGGAAAUUCCUCAACUAAAGUAUCUACAAAUCCUUGAUUUGUCACGCAAUAAUUUUUCAGGUCCCAUCCCUGUGAGUUUUGGAAACCUCAGUGCCAUGCAAAGCCUUUUCAAUUCUGAUCUUUUAUGGUAUGGUAUUUUAGGAGUCCAAGAUACAAUAAUGGUGGCAUCCAACGGGAAAGAAAAGGAAUAUUCCCAGCGUCUUCUUCCAUAUGUGAAAAUCAUGGACCUCUCCAACAAUGUGUUGACAGGGGGCAUCCCUGAAGAGAUUGCAAGUUUGUUUGGUCUACAGAGUUUGCACCUCUCUGAAAACCAAUUAGAUGGUGAGAUCCCAGAUAAGUUGGGUCAGUUACAACAACUUGAAUCACUAGAUUUGUCAAGAAACAAACUCUUUGGGAGCAUACCUUCAACCUUUUCAAACUUGACAUCCUUGAGCGACUUCAAUGUAUCUUAUAACGACUUGUCAGGGAAAAUACCAUCAGGCAACCAGUUCAACACCUUCACAGACCCUUCCAUUUAUACUGGUAAUCAUCUUUGUGGAUUCCCUUUAACUGACAAUUGUACUAAAGGUGGCGGACCAAUUCAGGAAAAGCCAAGUAAUGGAAAUGAAGAUGAUGAUGGUGAGAUAGUAUGGAUGUACAUUGGAUUCUUGUCAGGAUUUGCGGUUGGAUUCUGGACCAUCUGGGGUGUCUUGAUCUUCAAAAACAAGUGGAGAUAUGCCUACUUUAGGUACACAGACACAACUUGUGAGAAUAUCCAUGCCUGGGUUGUUGUCAGCUUUGCGAGGAUGAAGAGCAAGAUCAUGUCAAAGUCAAACCACUAGAGAUGUCUGUCAUCAUGUGUGUACUUUUCUAAUAUAAGUACAGUCUGGUGUUGUAUAAUAUCUGCUGUAAUAUUUAAUAACACAUAUCCAUAUCACAGCUGCUGUAUUUUGAACCAUGUUCAU